Messenger RNA from Nilaparvata lugens (brown planthopper), 4054 nucleotides. RefSeq lists its product as uncharacterized. The record is from RefSeq and is a predicted model, not a curated record. Gene Ontology annotation, cellular component: lysosome. Lineage: Eukaryota; Metazoa; Arthropoda; Insecta; Hemiptera; Delphacidae. Gene Ontology annotation, biological process: sphingolipid metabolic process. The transcript has 19 exons. The annotation marks the transcript as partial.
UUUUGUUGCGAUUUCACAGUAAGUUUUGCUUCAAUUUCAGGUUACUGUGUGCCGACACAGAAACCCGAAGGUAAAGUCGCACCUGAAGUGGUCCUGGAAAACUUUUCGAAGCUCUGUAACAAAGGACCCGAAGUUUGGUGCCAAAAUCCUCUGACUGCUAAGCAAUGUGGCGCCUUGGAUCAUUGCAUACAGACCGUCUGGGAGAAACAAUCAUUGGAUGUCGAUUCGAGCCACUAUUGUCAAAGCUGUAUGAACUUUGUUAUCAACACCAAAGAUUUCCUAGCCAAGAACGCCACUGUUGAUCAGGCCAAGGUUAUCUUUGACACGAUCUGUUUGAUAGCUCCUUCAAUCUUGUCGCCGGAAUGUAAGUAUGUGGUUGACAAAAGCCUUCCGGAGCUGCAGAAGUACAUCGAGACUGUGAGUCCGCACACUUUCUGCGCCACACUCAUGCUCUGCAACAGCCAACGCAACCAAGUCUACUUGAAUUUCAGAGGAAUCGAGACGAAAUCACUUCUGGAAGCUGUUACGACGCCGACCACUGAAAUUUCGACAACCACUAGCAGUGAAACCUCGGAACCGACGGAUUUGACAUGCGCCAAUUGCCAUUCCUUCUUCACCACCAGCAAAUAUAUGUAUGAAGAUUCCAAACCAGAUGAUAACCUCAAUGGAAUGCUCAGGCUUUGUGGCCAACUUAGUUCGUUCUCAGACUUCUGUUCAGCUCUUGUCCAGACGAACUUCAAUUUGAUCAACGAAAGGAUCAAGGCAGCCAAACCUCAGGACUUCUGUCACUACAUUCCCGACUGCAACAAGAGAAUUCAUUUCCAAGUGCCAACUACGGACCUGAUUCAGGCGCAAAAAGACGCGCCCAAGGCGGCCAAUGACGAGACGUGUGACUUCUGUGUGGCCGUGGUGCAACACCUCAGGGACAUUGUGAUCGCCAACACGACCAAGGCCGAAUUCCACAAAGUGCUCAACGGACUCUGCAACCAACUCGGAAACUAUAGGCAAGAGUGCUCCGAAAUGGUGGACCAGUACUUCGAGAUCAUCUACAUGUUCUUGACCGAAGAGCUUGAUGGAAAGGAACUGUGCACUGAAAUCAAGAUCUGCCCCAAAAUUUCCAAGGAUCUCCCUGUUAUCGGACGUGAUGAAGCCAAGGCUAUUGAAGUGGCAAAGAACAAGGAUAAGCCUGAACUGCAUAAAGAUGAUUCUACACAUGGACUUCACCUUCUUGGAGCUAACAAGUGCACAUGGGGACCGAACUACUGGUGUUCAAAUUUCAGAACCAGCAAGGAUUGCAAAGUGCCAGUGAAGCUCUGCAUUCCAACCUGGGAGCAGACGAAGCUGGCUGAAGACAACGGCGAAAUUUGCAAAGUUUGUAAGGAUAUGAUUCAACAAGCCAGAGAUCAGCUCAACAGCAAUGAGACACAGGAGGAACUGAAGGAAGUGUUUGAGGGCUCGUGCAAUCUGAUCCCGGUGAAGAUGGCGCGCAAGGAGUGCAUCAAAGUGGUGGAUGAGUUUGUACCGGAGCUGGUGGAGGCGCUGUCCUCGCAGAUGAACCCACAGAUUGUCUGCGCCACCGCCGGACUCUGCAACAACGCCAAGAUGGACCUCCUCUACGAGAAACUCAAGAGGGAAGAAAUGGAAGAGAAGGAGAAGACGAAACUAGUGGACUUGCCGAUCGAGCGCAUGUUCCCAGUGAUUCCCACGACAGCCGUCUACAACCAGAAGGCCGUGUCACGUGCCAGCGAGGCCUGCGAACUGUGCGAGCUGUUCCUGCACUUCACACAGCAGCAGAUCACUCUGCCAGCCAACGAACAGGAGAUCAAGAAGGUCGUGGACCAGGUGUGUCUCAAGAUGGCCUCAACAGUCGCCAGCCAGUGCUCCAAGUUUGUCGCCGAGUAUGGAGACGCGUUCAUUGCCCUCUUGGCGCAGCGCAUUGAUCCCAGUCAGGUCUGCCCGAAGAUUGGCGCUUGCAUGCAGCUGAUUGACAAUGUAAAGCCAACCUGCCCCAUGUGUAUGCUUGCUGUCAGAUCGUUGGAGGAGACUGUUGCUAACAACAAGACCGAGGAAAGCAUCAAACACGGCCUGGACAACUUGUGCUCGCACCUGGGCGCCGAGAUGCGGAAGGACUGCGAGCGCUUCGUGAACACAUUCACCGAGGACAUCGUGAACGCAGUGAUGGCCGACUUCAACGAGAAGGAGGUGUGCGCCUACCUCAAGAUGUGCAGCGCCGAGGUGAUGUCAACCGAUGUUGUCACCUUCGAUCCCCACGCGACCAACAAGCCUGCAACUGAAACUGUUGCUACCAAAAAGCCUGCAACUGAAACUGUUGCUACCAAAAAGCCGGAAACUGAAACUGUUGCUACCAAAAAGCCGGAAACUGAAACUGUUGCCACCAAGAAGCCGGAAACUGUUGAAAAGACUACACCUGUGAAUAUCGAGACGAACGAGGUACAUGAUGAUGUUACAGUUGGCGACAACAAACAAAAGUGUGUCCUGUGUGAAUUCGUCUUGCAGAGAAUUGACAACGAACUGAAGGAUAAGAAAACUGAGGACGAGAUCAAGCACGCAAUCCACACGGCGUGCAGCCACAUGCCACACACAGUCGUGAAUCAGUGCAACCAGUUCAUCAACCAGUACGCCGACCUGAUCUUCGACCUGCUGGCCGACAGCCUCGAACCCAAGCAGAUCUGCACCAAGAUCGGACUCUGCAAGAACGACACCGUCGUUGAGGUUUCUUACCGUACAAGGUGCCUCGCCUGUGAGGCUUUGCUUGGUUCUCUGCAAGCGAUAUCCGAAGAUCCAAUCGUGAGAUCAUCGUUGAAUGGAGAACUGAUCGACUUUUGUGACCAGCUUCCACCGAAAAUGCAUUCUCCGUGCAAAGAUGUGGUAAUGCAACUGGCUCCUCAAAUGGAAACUAUUCUACAAGAGAUUCCACUGGGCCCAAUCGUCUGCUAUCGAGCGAAGAACAUUUGCCGUCCUUAUCACGAGAGCGGCAUCCACACUCAUGUCAUGGCGGCGGGUUGCGAGAAAGGACCUGAUUUCUGGUGCAAGACAACUUCUAACGCUGUGCUCUGCGGCACUUCGGCCAUCAAACACUGCCAGGAGAAAUUUUGGAAAGCUGAGAAACCAGGCUACAGGAAGAAACUCAAUAAUAAUCUGAUUUAAAUCCAGGUUAUAUGAUUUAGAGAUUACUUUGGUUUUUCAUUAUCCUAAAAUUUUUCUACUUAUAAUUUAGAGUACAUGGAUUCUGGCCUGAUCGUUAGAUAUCAGACAUUUUAGUUUCUUAGUUCUCAGAUUUGGCAGAUUUCAGUAAGGUAGUUCCUAGAAUUCUAAUGCUCUGAUUUUUGGUUUGUAGAUUUUAUUAAUUUCCUUUUGUAAGUAGCCUACUUGAAUUUGGGAAAAUUGCUGUAGUAUUUAGUUGUUACUAGUGGUCCAAUACUACCUAGCAAUUCGUUAGAAAAUUUGUGAAUUGAACAACAGUUUAGAGUUCUUGAUAUUUGUUUUCAUAGUGAAAUUGACCAUAUUUUAGUCUUUAUGAGAAAGUUAUUCAAAUGAAGAUCAUUUCCAUGGAAUAGGAUUUGAAAAUUCGACUGAGUCAUUGUCAAUAUUGUAGAUCCGUUCCAUAAUUGAAUAAAAACACAAAUAUGUUGUCAAAUUCUACACAGUUUUAUCCGGUACACGAGCAUGGUUUCGUGACCACACCGGUCACAUUUUCAAGUUGACUAAAGCUAAGAGGUUAAGGUACCAAUUCAUAUUCAAUGUUUACCUUAACCUUUUAGCUUUAGUCAACUUGAAAAUGUGACCGGUGUGGUCACGAAACCAUGGUCGUGUACCGAAUAAAACUGUGUAGAAUUUGACAACAUAUUUGUGUUUUUAUUCAAUUAAGAAUAGGAUAUUCCUGAUUAAAAACUUGAGAACUUAAAUAUUAGAUGCAUACUUCUAUUUGCAAAAAAUAUAUACCGUACAUCAUCUUAUUCUUAAAAGCUAUAGAAGAACUCGUGUGAUUCUUGAUGUGAUCUAUUUUUAAUAAAGUGGUUGAUCUUACACCAAA